AAAUCGGAUGCUGACGCCACAAUUGCGCUGGUGCUGUUUUGUCACGGAAGGCUCGAAGCGAACUGCAAUAUUAGUGGCAAACCGAGCCUGCCGACAGGCUGUGGUGAUCAGUGUUAGGCUUAACUUUGCUUUAGUCGUGAUUGUAGUUGAAAAGCGUGCCUGUGGCUAUUAACAAGCGAUUCUGCACACGCCGGACGCAGGUGGCGAUGGCGAAGCGAGCCAAGCAAGCCCAUUUCUCGGAUUCCGAGCAUUCUGAAAGUGAUGGAUCAUCGUCGAACUCGAGCGAGCGGAAGCCAUUGUCAAAAGAAAGCAGCGGAGCAAAACUUGCCAUGAAAAAGCAACCGAAGAUGAUUGACACGAUAAUCGACGCAGUGGAUAACGUUGAUGACAGGAAAGGUGCAACUCCCAUGUACAUAAAGAAAUUCAUACUCGGCAAGUACCCUGAAAUGGAUACUCAGCUUUUCAAGGCGAGAUUCAAAAGGACCUUCAUAAAGGCAAUCGAGAACCACGUGCUGGUAAGGACAAAAGCAACGGAACACGCUGAAGGCGUGACCGGGCGGGUCAAGCUGGCGGUGAAGACGAAGCCUCGCAAAAAAAUUACGUCUCCAGGUUCCUCGUCGGCAGCAUUGCCUUCAGCUCCAGGGCAGUCAUCGAACGCCGCAGGUAAGAAGGCUAAACGUGGCGAUGUCGACGCGAAGAAAGUUGCAACCGGCGAGGCGAAGGCCAAGAAGGCUGCUCCCGGCGAGGCGAAGGCCAAGAAGGCUGCUCCCGGCGAGGCGAAGGCCAAGAAGGCUGCUCCCGGCGAGGCGAAGGCCAAGAAGGCUGCUCCCGGCGAGGCGAAGGCCAAGAAGGCUGCUCCCGGCGAGGCGAAGGCCAAGAAGGCUGCUCCCGGCGAGGCGAAGGCCAAGAAGGCUGCUCCCGGCGAGGCGAAGGCCAAGAAGGCUGCUCCCGGCGAGGCGAAGGCCAAGAAGGCUGCUCCCGGCGAGGCGAAGGCCAAGAAGGCUGCUCCCGGCGAGGCGAAGGCCAAGAAGGCUGCUCCCGGCGAGGCGAAGGCCAAGAAGGCUGCUGCCGGCGAGGCGAAGGCCAAGAAGGCUGCUGCCGGCGAGGCGAAGGCCAAGAAGGCUGCUGCCGGCGAGGCGAAGGUCAAGAAGGCUGCUGCCGGCGAGGCGAAGGCCAAAAAGGGCGCUGCCGGCAAGCCAAAGACCUUGAACACAAUCAAGAAAACUGAUGACGUAGAUGAGCGCUCCAGCGAAGGCGACGACGUGGGAGAGCGCUCCAGCGAAGGCGACGACGUGGGAGAGCGCUCCAGCGAAGGCGACGACGUGGGAGAGCGCUCCGGCGAAGGCGACGACGUGGGAGAGCGCUCCGGCGAAGGCGACGACGUGGGAGAGCGCUCCGGCGAAGACGAGGAGGCGGAUGAGCGUUCCGGCGAAGACGAGGAGGCGGAUGAGCGUUCCGGCGAAGACGAGGAGGCGGAUGAGCGCUCCGGCGAAGACGAGGAGGCGGAUGAGCGCUCCGGCGAAGACGAGGAGGCGGAUGAGCGCUCCGGCGAAGACGAGGAGGCGGAUGAGCGCUCCGGCGAAGACGAGGAGGCGGAUGAGCGCUCCGGCGAAGACGAGGAGGCGGAGAUAAGUGCCAACGAAAACGAGAAACGUGCCAGCGAAUGCGAGGAGGGGGAGCAUAGCGCCAGCAAAAGUGGAAUGAAGGAUCACGCCAGCGAAAGCGACGAGGAGUCUGCCACCAUCAACUCCAAAAGUAGAGACGCCGAAGCUAAACCGGUCAGAGGUGCCACUUCAAAGAUGACUUCGGGGCAGCAGAAGCCUGGAAAGAUAGUCAAUCGCCGCAAAGCUGUGGACGAUGGCGGAGAGUUAAACAUCGCGGCAAUUGUGUCAGAGUCCGAACCAGCACGGCCCCGUCCAAGAACAGCUCGUCGAGGAAAGAAAUGAAAAUCGAAACAUUUAACCCCAUGCUCCAUACCAUGUUACGCUUUUAUUUGCAUGUUUUUAUCAUUGCCUAAUGACAAAUUUUAUGGAGUGGCGCGAAACGCUUGCUUUUGAAAUCGUUUGAAGCACACCUAGCUGAAUGCACAUGUGGCUGGAAAAUAAAAGUUCAUUCGCUACCUUGUA
Molecule: messenger RNA, 2126 nt
Organism: Dermacentor andersoni
Lineage: Eukaryota; Metazoa; Arthropoda; Arachnida; Ixodida; Ixodidae
Biological process (GO): nucleosome assembly
Cellular component (GO): nucleosome
Molecular function (GO): DNA binding
Source: RefSeq, a predicted model, not a curated record